GGGCGGGGAAAAGCGUCGUCGCGUCCGGGUGACGUCUCCCGCGGGCGUCGGCAGGGUCGGCGGCGUCGGCAGAAGUGUCGACGGCAGCGGUGGCGGCGGGUGGGAAAUGGCGGAGUAUCUGGCCUCCAUCUUCGGCACCGAGAAAGACAAAGUCAACUGUUCAUUUUAUUUCAAAAUUGGAGCAUGUCGUCAUGGAGACAGGUGCUCUCGGUUGCACAAUAAACCGACGUUUAGCCAGACCAUUGCCCUCUUGAACAUUUACCGUAACCCUCAAAACUCUUCCCAGUCUGCUGACGGUUUGCGCUGUGCCGUGAGCGAUGUUGAGAUGCAGGAACACUAUGAUGAAUUUUUUGAGGAGGUUUUUACAGAAAUGGAGGAGAAGUAUGGGGAAGUAGAGGAGAUGAACGUCUGUGACAACCUGGGAGACCACCUGGUGGGGAACGUGUACGUCAAGUUUCGCCGUGAGGAAGAUGCGGAAAAGGCUGUGAUUGACUUGAAUAACCGUUGGUUUAAUGGACAGCCGAUCCACGCCGAGCUGUCACCCGUGACGGACUUCAGAGAAGCCUGCUGCCGUCAGUAUGAGAUGGGAGAAUGCACACGAGGCGGCUUCUGCAACUUCAUGCAUUUGAAGCCCAUUUCCAGAGAGCUGCGGCGGGAGCUGUAUGGGCGCCGUCGCAAGAAGCAUAGAUCAAGAUCCCGAUCCCGGGAGCGUCGUUCUCGGUCUAGAGACCGUGGUCGUGGCGGUGGCGGUGGCGGUGGUGGAGGCGGCGGCGGACGGGAGCGUGACAGGAGGCGGUCGAGAGAUCGUGAAAGAUCUGGGCGAUUCUGAGCCAUGCCAUUUUUACCUUAUGUCUGCUAGAAAGUGUUGUAGUUGAUUGACCAAACCAGUUCAUAAGGGGAAUUUUUUUUAAAAAACAACAAAAAAAAAAACAUACAAAGAUGGGUUUCUGAAUAAAAUUUGUAGUGAUAACAGUA
This is a messenger RNA of Nomascus leucogenys (northern white-cheeked gibbon), 975 nucleotides long. RefSeq names its product U2 small nuclear RNA auxiliary factor 1 (gene U2AF1). Gene Ontology annotation, cellular component: spliceosomal complex; U2AF complex. Gene Ontology annotation, molecular function: pre-mRNA 3'-splice site binding; metal ion binding. Gene Ontology annotation, biological process: mRNA splicing, via spliceosome. The record is from RefSeq and is a predicted model, not a curated record. NCBI's taxonomy places the organism in Eukaryota, Metazoa, Chordata, Mammalia, Primates, Hylobatidae.